AUAGCUGAGCGUCACGGAGAGAGAGAGGGGGGGAGAGAGAGAGCCCGCGCACCGACGCCGGCAAUGGAGCAGUGGAGGAACAUGGCCGCGAAGGCGUCGGCUCGCAGCUUCACCUACAUCAACGAGACGAAUGCAGUAGUCGAGGCCAUCAAUGGCGCCCGCCAGCAGUACCGCCUGGCCGCCGAGGACUGUCGCAGAUUCCGCCCGGGCGUGCAUCCCCUGCCCAACACCGGCCAGGGCGCUUCAGCAGGCGGCCUCAUCAUCGACCUCGCCAUCGGCCGGAUCAAGCGCAUCAGCAGGUUCCACGCCGUACUGGGCAACGUCUUCUCCCUCUGCGUUGCGCACAUCGGUCUCCAAGCCAACACGCCGUGCUGGUGGGACAGGUGGCAACUCCACCGCGCUGACGCUGCCCGCCACGCGGAGACGGCGCUGCAGUGGCUACACUCCGCCAAGUCGCACGGCCAUGCGGCCGUCGGCGUCUUCCACGUCAUGCUCAGGCCGCCAUCGCCGCGAGCAGUCGCCUACGCCUGGGCACCCGCGGCAGAGCAGCUCCUGCGCCGCGCGAAUGACGAUCUGGCCAUGGCGGAGGCCGCGGUGGAGCGGAUGCGACCGGCCAUUGUGGCCCAGUACUCCGACGCAUGUAUGCUUCUGCAUGGAUGAUCGCGCGUGCGGCAUUGCAAUCACCAAUCUCUCUUCUCUGUUUUGUUCAUCCAUACCUGCAUGCCCGAAUGGACUUCUUCACGGCCUCGGCUUUACGUUGAUCAAGUUUCAGAUGCUAUGUUGAUCUGUGAUUACGGUGUAGACGAACGUGCUCAAAGAUUAGACGAACGCUGGCAGAACUGCACUGCACGUACGUUCAACGGUCUGUAGUUUGUACUAGCUACCACUGUAACUUAUUUCUAUAAUCUUCUUUAAACUC
Triticum aestivum (bread wheat) is the source of this 919-nucleotide messenger RNA. RefSeq lists its product as uncharacterized. Lineage: Eukaryota; Viridiplantae; Streptophyta; Magnoliopsida; Poales; Poaceae. The record is from RefSeq and is a predicted model, not a curated record. The transcript has a single exon. Bases 64 to 660 code for a protein of 198 amino acids.